Molecule: messenger RNA, 5739 nt
Organism: Ictalurus furcatus (blue catfish)
Lineage: Eukaryota; Metazoa; Chordata; Actinopteri; Siluriformes; Ictaluridae
Product: carcinoembryonic antigen-related cell adhesion molecule 5
Exons: 17
Coding region: 220-3225 (1001 amino acids)
Biological process (GO): cell surface receptor signaling pathway
Molecular function (GO): transmembrane signaling receptor activity
Source: RefSeq, a predicted model, not a curated record
CACUCCUGUAACAUGCACUGAUACACAUAAUCAUUACAAAACACACUGAUUAAAUAUCAGAUGGUCAGAGAAGGGUGUGUUUGACUGAUUUGAUGUAUUUGUUGUAACUGUACAGAGAGACCAAAAGCCGUUCUGACUCUGCAGCCUGAUGGACAGAUAUUCAGUGGACAGGAAGUCACUUUCACAUGUGAAAUACGAGGACAUGCAGACACUGAGUGGAUGUACAGCUGGUAUAAAGAUGGUGUCCAAAUAUCCGUCUACACUGAGAACAGCAAAUAUUCAUUCACUGCUGUAGAGUCUCUCAGCGCUAAAUACACCUGCAGUGGACGGAGAAGAAGCGACUCUCAGACCUCAGAGACCAGCAACACUGUUACACUCACUGUGUCAGCAGCGUUUAAACCAGUUCUGUCUGUACUGCCGAAUUCACCACAAAUAUUCAGAGGAGAGACGGUUACACUCACAUGUAGGAUUUCAGGAGGAAAUAGAUGGUACUACUGGUACAAAAAUGAUGAUAAUGUUCACAGUUCUGCUGGAAAUUACUACACUAUAAAAGUAGAUCAGAGUCACAAAUACAGAUGUUACGGGUCUAUUGAUGGACGGUCAACGCCACUGAGUAAUGAAGUGACUCUCUCAGUGAUAGAGAGACCAAAAGCCGUUCUGACUCUGCAGCCUGAUGGACAGAUAUUCAGUGGACAGGAAGUCACUUUCACAUGUGAAAUACGAGGACAUGCAGACACGGAGUGGAUGUACAACUGGAAUAAAGAUGGUGUUAAAAUUUUCUCCUACACUGAGAACAGUAAAUAUUCAUUCACUCCUGUAGAGUCUCUCAGUGCUAAAUAUACCUGCAGUGGACGAAGAAGAAGCGACUCUCAGACCUCAGAGACCAGCAACACUGUUACACUCACUGUGUCAGAAAAACCCAAACCGACUGUGAGAGUGAAUCCUCAGAGCUCCGUCUACACUGGAGACAGAGUUACUCUGAACUGUAAUCUGCUGUCUAAUGGAUGGACUUUUCUCUGGUACAAAGAUCGAGUCCAAGUAGCUGAAGACACCAACACACUCCAUGAUACAGUCUCUAAUGCAGGAGAAACAGUGUAUCAGUGUAACGCACGCAGAGGAAACUACGACUCAGAGCUCAGUGAUCCAGUUACAGUUACAGUUAGAGCGCUCCCAAAACCUGUGGUGUCCAUAAAUCCUGAUGAACAGGUGUACAGAGGAGAGACUGUCACUCUCAGAUGUGACAUACAGGAUGAAGAGGACUCUGACUGGAUCUACAGCUGGUAUAAAGAUGGUUCUGGUGUCAGUAGUGCACAGGAGUACAGAAUCAGUAGUGCUGAAACAUCUCAUGCAGAAAAACCUAAACCUGAACUCACACCAAGUCGUGAAGGAGCUGUACUGAAAGGAAACCCAGUGAUUCUGUCCUGUACACUGAAGCUGCAGUCUGCUGGAUGGAAGUUUUACUGGAUCAAACCCACACAGAGCACUGAGACUGCGACUGAAACACACCACUGCUUCAUCAGAUCAGUUAGUGUCUCUGAUGGGGGUCAGUACAGGUGCAGAGCUGGAAGAGGAAACCCAGUCUACUACACACACUACAGUGAUGCACUCUGGGUAAAUGUUACUGAGAGUCCUAAAGCUGUGGUGACCAUAAAGCCUGAUAAACAUGUGUUCAAAGGAGAGACUGUGACUCUCAGAUGUGAAAUACAGGGAGGAGGAGACACUGAGUGGAAAUACAGCUGGUAUAAGAAUGAUAAAACACUCUACCCAUACCGCACAACACAGGAGUUCAGCUCCAGCUCAGUUAGAAAUGAUAACAGUGGUAAAUACACCUGCAUAGGGAGGAGAAGCAGUGACUCUCAGAGCUCAGAGAUCAGUGAUGCUGUUACACUCAUUGUAUCAGAUGCAGCAGAGACAGUAGUGAGUGUGUCUCCACUGCGCUGGCUGACUGAAGGAGACUCAGUGACUCUAAGCUGUGAGGUUAAACACUCCUCUACAGGCUGGACAUUCAGCUGGUACACUGCUGUUCCCUACAGAAACGGCUUAAUUAAAGUAACAGGCCGUCGUGGCAAUGUAUUGUAUGGUUCAGAGCUCCUCUCAGACAGCAGCAGAGGAUCUGGAGGCUCCUACACUCUCAGUCCUGUUACUGUGAAUCACACAGGAGUUUAUAUGUGCAGAGCAGAGAGAGGAGAAUCAGUCUUUCACACACAGUUCAGCAACCUACAGCCACUGUGGAUCACUGGUGAAUCUCCUCCAGUGUCUCUGAUCAUCAAUCCCAGCAGAACUCAGCACUUUACUGCUGACUCUCUCUCACUGAGCUGUGAGGACCAGAGUGACUCUACUGGAUGGACAGUGAGAGGAUACACACACAGUGAGACAGUGUCUGAUUGUUCAUCAGUUUCAGGAUCUACAUGUAACAUCAGCUUCCUCUCCACAUCACACACUGGAGUUUACUGGUGUCAGUCUGAAUCUGGAGGACGCAGUAAUCCUGUCAACAUCACAGUGCACAAUGGUCAUGUGAUCCUGGACAGUCCUGUCCAUCCUGUGACUGAGGGACAUCCUCUGACUUUACAUUGUUUAUCUCGCAACUCAAAGACUUCAGCUUCUGGUGUUGAUUUCUAUAAAGAUGGUUCCGUCCUGCAGAACAAGACUACAGGAGAGAUGACCAUCAGUACUGUCUCAAAGUCAGAUGAAGGUUUCUACCACUGUAAACACCCAGAGAGAGGAGAGUCACCGAAAAGCUGGGUUUCAGUCAGAGACUCAGGGCCUGGAUCCAGUAUUGAUAUAGUAUUUGUGGCUGUGGGACUGAGUUUGGCCUUGCUGUUCAUCAUCCUUUUACUGAUCCUGCUUUGGUGGCACAAAUCCUACAAAGGAAAGGACAGAGACGUACAGCAGAACAGCAAUCAGACACCAGGCCAGAACCCGAGUCAGUCAGGAGCUGAGGAUUCUCAGUCAGCAUACACACCACUUCAGACCGGAAAUGUACACAUUUAUGCCACUGUGGAGAACGCAAGUAAAAGUGACGCUGCAGCUGAACUCAGUGGGGACAUUUACACAAAGGUCAUGAAGAAAAAGGAGCCACACAACAAUAAAAAUGAUGAUGCUGGACCCAGUGACGUGAUUUACACUGAGCUUGAACUCAAGCCACAGAAAAAACCAAAGAGAAAUCAAGUGAAGGCCAGUGUAGAGUAUGAAACUGUUUACUCACAGCUGAAGCAAAACACAUAGUUGUUGGAGGAGUGAGUACAAAGCUGAGAGAGAAGAAAGAGAGAAGUUCAUCAUGUGUGCAUUGACAGUAAAAUCGGCAUGAGAUUGGCUUGUACAGGUUCUUUGCACUUUUUUGGCUUAAAAUGUGUGUUUGUGUGUGUGGUGGGGGGGUUAAGAAUGUGUGUAUUAGCAGGGUGUAUUUUAUUGAUUACUUGCUCCGCUAUUAGGACUGGUUGUAAAGCAAAAGGAUUUAGUAGUAAUAUUAAGAGUAUUAAGUCAAUGUGACUGAACUUUUAUUCUUGAAAAUGUUUUUUCACUCAUGUGAGGGGCUUCAUCAUGUCAUCUGCGUGCAGUUCACACCUACAGAACUGAAAGCCGUUAAGAUCACAUACAGAGAUACACUGAUGUAUUUUCCACCACACGGUACAACCACAAUCUCCAGACUAUUGUUAAAAACAUCAUGUAUCAUUUCAUCAUAACAGAUCACUUCAUGGUUUCAUUUUAUUAAUCAAUACUUUAAAUAAAUGCAUGCAGAUAUCACAAACCACAGCAAGAUGAAUAUCAUAACAUUUCCUGUAGAUGGAACAUUUAUGCAUUUAACUGCCAAAUUCUACAUUGCAAAGCAAAAGAAAAACAAUCUAAACAUUAAAUUGUUCCUUUUUUUAAGCAAGCUUGUAGUGCAGAAAUGUGAGCUUGCUGAUGUUUUCUGCUUAAUCAACACAGAUUGUGAAAAGUACAGAGAUGGUUAGAUUUAAGGUAUCCAAAAUUACUUCCACAUAACAAACAAAUGCCAAACAUGUAUGUCUUUGGUUGCUUAAUAGCAAGAAGGCCUAAACUCCACCAAAUGCACCAAAUGUGGCGGUAAUGUCACACGUCUUCCAGAAACUAUCAUUGUAAAGCAAAUUUUAUUGCACUGUAACAAGCCCAUUCAAUAAUUCAUUCUUAUGCAUCAUUACUGUUGUACUAUACAAGAAUAAUAACUACAAGUAUUGCGGUAUAAAUAAUCAACUCUGUUUCUCAUUAAUAUUUUUAAGUCUAGCAAUACUGUACAUCUGCAGCAAACCGAUUACAAACAGAGGUAUAUUUGUUAAAAAUGUGGCCGAGGCUAAACGGAGAGCAUGAAAAAUUUCAUCAGGAAAUAUUUAAUCAAUCCUGGAUCACACAGACUGGCAACAAAGUCUACUGUAAGAUUCAAGUACACAUUCAAAAACAAACAAAAUGCUUUCAUGUAUUUUCUGUAUAAAUGGGGCCAUUUUAUUACUUUUAUACUCAUCUUACAACAGUGCUAUCUUCUGGCUAGAAUUCAUGUUAUAAAAAUCUAUGUGUUUGAAAAUGUACAUUUUGAAAUUUAUGUUUUAAAUUUGUUGUGUUUUGUGGAUACUAUAGCCUAUGUGUAUCUGUUUUUUUUCUAUUAUUCAUUCAUUUUUAUAUUUUCCUUAAAAUCUAUGCAUCCUCAAAACUGUUCUUGGAUCUGUUCCUCAAAUAAACUUUGACAAGGACAAUUUUUCGCCUGUUACGAUUAAGUCAUUUGCAUAAAUACACAAAUCUUUCUGCUAAUUAUUCCUGCUGUGUUUUAACACUUUUUCGAUUUGUUUCUUUUUUAGGGGGGUUACUCUUAUUUUUCUCCCUUAUCCUGACUACUGAUGAUAUCCUGUGAACCAACUCGCAUUAAUUCAUAAUCACAAGCGAUUUAGAAAGUUUAUUUAGAGUCCGUGCCGAAACUAUUGGAACAGGAAGGCUAAUUCAUUUGUUUGUGCUAUACACCAAAGACAUUUGGGUUUGAGAUCAAAAGAUGGAUAUGAGAUGAGCUUUUAGAAUUUCAGCUUUUAUUUACAUCUAGAAGUCUUAAACAACAUAAAACAUAGAACUUUUUGUAUCAGACCAUCCAAUUUUUAAGUGAGGUAUAGGAACAGAUAAGUCUUGAAGUAAAUGAAAGUAAAGUAAGUAACACUUAAUAUUUGGUUGCAUAUCCCUUGCUUGUAAUAACUGCAUCAAUCUCAUUGACCACCAAAUUGUUUCAGUGGGUUUCUCCCUACGGUCUCCUCUUCAGGAGGUGAAAUGGUGCUCAGCUGGGUUAAGGUCUGAUGAUUGAUUUGGCCAGUCUAAAACCUUCCACUUUUCCACCUGAUGAAGUCCUUUGUUGUGUUGGCAAUGUGAUUCGGAUCAUUGUCUUUCUGCAUGAUAAAGUUCCUCUCUGUUAGAUUGGAUGCAUUUCUUUGUAAAUUGUUAGACAAAAUGCUUUUCAAUUCAUUCUGCUGCUACCAUCAUGAGUUACAUCAUCAGUAAAGAUUAGUGAGCCUGUUAUAGAAGCAGCCAUGCAAGCCAAGCCAUGACACUACCUCCACCAUGUUUCACAGAUGAGCUUGUAUGUUUUGGAUCAUGAACAGAUCCUUUCAUUCUCCACAUUUUGAACUUUCCAUUACUUUGGUAGAGGUUAAUCUUGAUUCUAGACGUUUUGUGGUUCAUCACCAUUUGUUUGCGAAUUCCAAUCUGGCUUUCCAAUUCUUGCUGCUGAAGAGUGGUUUGCAUCUUGUG